AAAGCGUCCCCCUGACCCCGCAGGCGUGGCUGACGGAGCGGCGGUGAGUGCGUUGCGCCGCGUUCCGAGUUAAAGACUAAAACACUACCACUUAAGGCUGCAGCAAACCGCCGUCAGUCAGCAUAACGUUAUGGAUGCGAGACCCAGCAACGCAAACAACACUAGAGAACUCUUCACCAGAAACAUGGAUGCCAGCAGCAGCAGCGAACGGUGGUCACAGCAGCUUUUGGAUGGGGGCUCUCAGUCGCAAGAUUGGUCCACGUGGCUGGGAAGCUCACAGGAGACUCAGCAACGGUGCUCUGGCAUGCCUGCUAGGCCGACGGUGAGUUGGAGUCACGCCGCUGCAGGUCGUGGGGGAGGGGUUCGAAUGCCCCCCACCCAGCCUUCACUGCAGCAGAUGCCCCUCACUACCGCCCCCCUGCCUGACCCCCGGGAUGUGACACUAGCGCGAGAUAUCAGGAUCGGCCUUCACACCAUCCUGUCAGUGAUGAGCAGCGUGCCGGAGCAGCUGAGGGAGGUGGCGGCGGAGGUGGGGAGGACGUCCUUACAGCAGCAGGAUCAGCAGCACCCACAGCACCACGAAGAGACGCGUAGGGCGAUCAGGGACACAGGCGACACCCUCCAAGCACUCCUGACGGGGCUGCAGGAGGCCGUGACGCAGCUACAGCAAGGCCAGGACCAGACGGCGACUCUGCAGAAGGAGGGGAUGAAGAAGCACGAAGAACUAAUGGAAGAAAUAAUAAAGAAAAUGGAUCAGUUAGGAUGGCGCCAGAGAGAGGAAAAGGAGAUGGAAGAGGAGAAGGAGAAGGAGGAGAAAGAGAAGGAAGAGGAGAAAAAAGAAGAGGAGGAGGAAAGGGCUAAGAGGGAGCGAAUGAGACUGGAGGAGGUGUUGGCGGAGACGAAGAAGGAGCUACGCCGUCAGGUUAGAAGACUGAAGAUGGCGGCGGCGGGAAGGACAGCCAGCGUGGAGAGAGCUGUGGAAGGGCUGCAGGAGGGUGUGUCCAAGGUGUGUGGGGGUCUGGAGGAGGUGAAGGGCCUGGUGAUGCAGCCCCCGCCUCGCCAUGACGAUACCACCAACAAAAGCAACAGCAGUAAUUCACCCAUAGCCGCCUUCCUUCGUCAGCUGCGAGCCUCUACCAGUAAAUGUUUCGAAAAGGUGGAAUCAUCAAUCAGUAGUCUCAAACAGGAAGUCUCUGGCGUGCCCUCUCACCUGUCCGAGGAGAUUAAUCAGGCGGUGCGCGAGGCCUUGCAGCAACACCCCAUCAUAAUCAACACCCUCGCUAACAACACCACCCCCAACGGCAGCAGCACCAACGCCCACAACCCCAACACGUCCAUCUCCGUGAGCCCCAUCCAACGCACCUUCUCCGCCCACCGCCCCGUGCUGCCGCUCAACGAGAACUUCGGUUUGUGCCUGUCGUCACCCGUUGCCCACGUGUCACCCAUAACGCAGGUGUCACCCACAGGAACCAUAACCACCAGCACCAUCACCACCACGGCCAACACCACCACUGCCUCCACUACUACCUCUUCCCACCAAUACCACCACCAACACCACCAGAGACAGCAAGCCUAUGGUGGCUCUGCCUCACGCCAACAACUGUCAGAACAUUCACAGCGGCCUGCAUCACCACCAUCAGCACCACUACAGCAUCCUUCAUCACAGUCUAAUCUACCCGCUCCUCCACCUCCUCCUCCCUCUAGGCAUCCAACAGGUCACAGCAAUAACAACAGCAGGCCCUCUCACCCACAGCAAAGCCUCAACUGUGCCAGGACAACACCCUCACGACAACUACUACCUAAAGCACUACCAUCGCGACAACAACAACAACACCCACAACAAUUUAACUCUAAUAGACCCCUUAACCCACAGCAUCCAAAUGUUAGACCGUCUCACCCUAAUAAUCCCAUGCCUAGACCCUCCCAUUCACAGCAGUCCAAUCCUAGACCAUCCUAUCCACAUUAUUUAGGUUCAAGGCCACCUCACCCACAGCACUCAACCUCCAGACCCACUAACCUACAGCAAGCGAGGCCAGAAGUGUCUAACUCACAGCAAUCAAGUUUCAACCCCCCUCAGCCCCAUCAGCAGACGCGACCUAGACAUCAGCCACAGCAAGUGACAAGUUCCACAGCACCUCGCUCACAGCAAGCAAAAAACACAAGUGGAAUACCUAAUGACCCACAGCGUAUUAAGCUAUUAAUGACCUCUUCACAGCACACAGUCGUCUCCAAGCCAAGGCCUCCACAGCAAGGGAAUUCCACAGUGGUUAAGAUCAAAACCCACACCACGACACAACAGCCUCCACAGCACACAGGUCCCCCACCACAGCAACAACACCAGCAUCACCAGGAACCACCUUUACAGAGCAGCACCUUCAAGCAACACCAAACACAGCAACAUCAACACCAAACUCAGCAACAGCAACUCCAAACACAGAAACAGCAACCCCAAUCACAGCAACAUCAACACCAAACUCAACAACAGCAACUCCGAACACAGAAACAGCAACCCCAAUCACAGCAACAGCAAGACCAAACACAGCAACAGCAACACAACAACAGCAAAACCCAGCCCAAACAGCACAUGAGUCUUCGGCCAAUGCCACAUCGUCUUUACCCACAGCACGCACAAGCACGCUUUCCACCUCUACGACUGACACGUGCCAAGAAGGUCCCACAACACCAAAUGCAUCAUCAUCAUAAACCUCCAUCACCACCACCACCACCGACUUCUCAUGCUGACUCUAGCACCAUACAGCACUCACAGAAUCACCACCACUCUGAUACACAGCCCUCCACUCAGCAGCAUCACAGUAACACCAGAAACACUCAGACACAGCAUGGGAUCAUUUCUAAAACAGCAGCAUCUUCAGUAUCACAGCAUUUUGCACCACCACCGAGACAACCACAACACACAGCCAACACUCGACGCACCAAACCACCACAGACGCCACAGCACCAGACAUCAAUAUCAUAA
Molecule: messenger RNA, 2977 nt
Organism: Eriocheir sinensis (Chinese mitten crab)
Lineage: Eukaryota; Metazoa; Arthropoda; Malacostraca; Decapoda; Varunidae
Exons: 11
Coding region: 131-2977 (948 amino acids)
Source: RefSeq, a predicted model, not a curated record